AUGUCGAAAAGUUCGAAAUAAUCAUUGUCUUUUAUGAGACCAGAGGAAGAACUUAAACUUAAAACUGACAUUAAUGUCUAACUUGCAAUAAAUGGCUUCAUUAGAAGGCAACUUAUUUAAACUUAGAUAGAUAAAUAAAGACCAAUCAAAGUUAUCAAUAAUGCUAAUUAAACGUAUGCUAGUUUGGCAGAUACCAAGAAAGUACUCAUAAUUAAGGAAGAUAUGAGGCAUGAGAUUGCAAAGGAUUUAAAAAUUUAAGGUUAAGGAUAAAAAUUGAGGUAGUCAUAAAAUCGUUUAAACAAUGAAAUAAUGGAUUUGACUUAGAAAGUGCAAGUAGAUUAACUCAAAGAUUAAGAUCCUUAUUAGAUGAAAAGAAAUAGGCCUUUAAAAUCAAACAAUGGUUUGCUUAUCCUAGGAGGCUAUAAGGAUUAUCUCUAAGAUAGACAUGGAACCAUUUAUAGAAAUUCAACUUUUACAGAUCCCUCAAAGGAAACUUAGAAAAAGGGUAAAGAAUAAAGCUUGUUACAGCCUUAAAAUGUCAUUCUCUUGUAAAAAUAGAAGCAAAUAUUUGAGUCUACACCUAUGAUCUAGCAUCCAGAUCCAAAACUAGAGAUUAUUGGCAAUCCAGAACAGAUCUAUUCAAGUUAAAAUGUCCUGAAGAGGAGACCUCAUACUGCAGUAGUUUAUAAUGAUUAUAAUGGGCAAAGAUCAAGACCAAAGAGUGCAUACAGUGGUAAAACAACCUCAAAUACGAAUGAAAAUUAGGGUCAGAGUUUUUUAAGAAAAGGCCAGAAAUCACAGAAUUUUUCAAUGGUUUAAAACAAAUUCAGAAAGAGAGGAUUCAGUGGUAAAUCAAGUAAGAACAAAAUUAAUGGUUGGAAUGCUAUGUCAAGCUUUGGAGCAGGAAUGGAAAUUACUCCAAAUAAUGAAGAUUUAGAUCUCACUGAUUUUUGA
Messenger RNA from Stylonychia lemnae, 954 nucleotides. The record is from the annotation of a GenBank genome assembly. Lineage: Eukaryota; Ciliophora; Spirotrichea; Sporadotrichida; Oxytrichidae.